This is a messenger RNA of Ficedula albicollis (Collared flycatcher), 1583 nucleotides long. RefSeq names its product Krueppel-like factor 15. Gene Ontology annotation, molecular function: DNA-binding transcription factor activity, RNA polymerase II-specific; RNA polymerase II cis-regulatory region sequence-specific DNA binding. The coding region runs from base 341 to 1321 and encodes 326 amino acids. The transcript is spliced from 3 exons. Gene Ontology annotation, biological process: regulation of transcription by RNA polymerase II. NCBI's taxonomy places the organism in Eukaryota, Metazoa, Chordata, Aves, Passeriformes, Muscicapidae. The record is from RefSeq and is a predicted model, not a curated record.
CAGAACUCUCAGGAGGGUUUCUUUGUGUGUUUUUACCUCCCUCAGCUCCCCGGAGCAGUUUGCUUCUGGGGGGAAUCUGCCUCUCUGCUGGCAGCAGCCGAGGAGAACGGUCAGCCCGUGUUUUUUCAGCAGCAGACUCUUUAAAAACAAAGGCGCUGCCAGGUUCUGCUGUUUUCUUUUCGGUGCACAGCCCAGUUUUGUUAAAAGGUUGAGGUUUGGGUGUUUGUUUUCUCGUUUGGAAAUAACCCUGGUGCCGUUCCCUUGCAGAUGAACGGAGACUUCCCCAGCUGAGCGCUCCCAGCGGCUCCCGAGCCAAGAGCUGCGUGUGGGGAGGCACCAAAUGGUCUCUGUGAGCUGCCAGGACCUGCUGCCCUCCCUGACCAGCCCUUCCCGGCUCGAGAGCUUGGCCAGCGCCCUGCAGUGCAGGAUGCCACCGUCCCUUCUGCCGGGACACGGCGGUGACAGGACAUGUGGCCACCCAGGGGGCUCUGGCCACGUCCUGGCGGGCAGCACCGAGCCCGUCCCGCUGUCCCGCGCCAAGGCGGAGCCCCCCAAAGCCCAGCUGAUGGAGGCUCAGCUCAGGCCGCCCGACUUUGAGCUCUCCCUGGGUUUCAUCCCCACGCUGGAGGAGAUCGAGGAGUUCCUCAGGGAGAAGGCAGAGCUCCCCAGGGAUGCAGGGGAGUGCGAGGAGGAGAGCAGAGCUGGGCCGGGCUCCGGGGCACAGCUCAGCCCCAGGGAGCACCGAGGAGGAGGAGGAGGAGGACACGUCCCAAAGGCGGCGGGGACAGCUGCUGGCGAGCAGGCGGUGGCUCCCGGGGGGCUCAGGGUGGCCCAGCUGCUGAUCAGCCUGCAGAGCCCAAACCUCCCUCGGCCCCAGCCCCCUGGCACCAUCCCGGACCAAAAAUACGUCAGAAUCGCCCCUCAGCCGGCGGCCUCGGGGCCGGGGGCCGUGCGGGAGGCAGAGGCAGCCCCCGGGUGCCAGCAGGGUCCCCCCGCCCUGCCCCGCAGCCACCGCUGCUCCCACCCCGGCUGCGGCAAGGUCUACGCCAAGAGCUCGCACCUGAGGGCUCAUUUCCGCCGGCACACGGGGGAGAAGCCCUACACCUGUGCCUGGCCCGGCUCCUGGCCCGGCUGCGGCUGGAGGUUCUCCCGCUCGGACGAGCUCUCCCGCCACAAGCGCUCCCACUCCGGGGUCAAGCCCUACCAGUGCUCAGCCUGCCAGAAGAAGUUUGCCCGCAGUGACCACUUGGCCAAGCACCUGAAGAUCCACAGGGGCCAGCCCUGCAGCCCACGGACACUCGCAGGGGGCAGCAGGAGUUAAUUCCUGCUGCUCAUCCCUGCCGGUGCAGAAACUGCGGAGGAGGGGGAAAUGACUCCUGAGUAAGGACGGGAGACACUGCUAUCCCUCUUUGCCAGGGUGAUGAUAUUCCCAAGUUGUUUCUGGCCCUGCUGUUCCUCUUUGAAAUACACGUGAUGCAAAUCAGCGUGGAUUUGGGGUGUGUGUAGGAAAGUUGGGGUCACACUGUAAAACAGGAAUCGGGAGUUGUAGAAUCCCAGAAUGGUUUGGGUUGGGAGGGACCUCA